Messenger RNA from Acaulospora morrowiae, 124 nucleotides. NCBI's taxonomy places the organism in Eukaryota, Fungi, Glomeromycota, Glomeromycetes, Diversisporales, Acaulosporaceae. The record is from the annotation of a GenBank genome assembly.
UCAUGUCCAAUGCAACGGAGGUUUCUACUUCUCUUAAUGGUCUGGUGAGGGAUGUCGAUUGGUACCGCCAGCUUUGGUGGAACACCGGUAACAUACAUCCCAAAGCCAAGUGGGAGGAAGCAAC